Messenger RNA from Acanthosepion pharaonis, 2820 nucleotides. NCBI's taxonomy places the organism in Eukaryota, Metazoa, Mollusca, Cephalopoda, Sepiida, Sepiidae. The record is from the annotation of a GenBank genome assembly.
AUGCUCAAAACUUUUUCCAGACUAAUGAAGGGGAUUACCAAAAUCUCUUUGAGAGUGUUUCCAUUUUCCUUCCCUGACCCAGCAGACGUUCCCCUCCCCACCACCCCUUCUCAGACACGCUCACCAACCAUACCUCUAGGCCUCAGCAACCUGAAUCUGGACACACUGCCGUCGGCGCCAACCCAUCUCCAAGAAGCAAUCCUGUCCACAAGUUUCGUCACUUUGUCCUGGAAGCCACCUGAAAAUAAGGGUCCCGAUUCUGAUGAAAUCAUCGCCUACUCAGUCUACUGGAAAGAAAAGGGAAAAGAAAGAGAACGUGUGAUGAAUACAACAAACACUGAAGCUACAAUCCAGCUACUAAAACCAAACACAGUUUAUGAGUUUCAAGUGUUGGCCUAUAACCGAUAUGGACCGGGAAAAGCUGCAACUCUUUUGGUUACAUCAAAGCAAGAAGUUCGUGUUCCAAGUCCUCCUCAAAAUGCACAGGCCAUAGCUCGUUCAUCAACAUCCAUCUUGAUAAAAUACGAGGCUCCUAAGGAACCCAAUGGUCAAAUCAAGUUCUAUAAAAUAAUUUAUUACGAGGUUGGAGCAAAUAAAGAAGCUGACAUCAAUGUGGAGAGUCCAACCUACGUUUUGAAAGGUUUGAAACAGUUCCGAGAAUACAGCUUCAGGGUUGAAGCCCACAAUGAAAACGGUGCAGGCUUGAGUACAGAAGAAUUUGUAGCUCGUACACUCCCAGCGCCUCCCUCUGCACCCCCAAGUAAUUUCACUUUGGAAACAACAAGUUCAACAAGCAUUAUUGUGCGGUGGGAACCACCUCCAAUUGAUGAACAGAAUGGCAUUAUAGUUGGCUACAAAAUCCGCUACAAGAAGAAAGGCCAACGCAGAGGUGACACUGCACCCACUGCCGGCAAUCGUAAAUUUUAUGCCUUAACAGGAUUGGAGAAAGGAACCGAAUAUUCUGUGAGAAUCGCUGCAUUAACUGUUGAAGGAACUGGGCCUUCUACUGAAUGGCAAAGUGCAGUGACCUACAAAGAUGAUUUGGAUGAAUCACAAGUGCCUGGCAAACCGGCUCGAAUUCGAACUCAAGCAGAGGCUAACUCCAUAAUGGUGCGAUGGUCUCCUCCAUCAGAGGAAAGUAAGAUUCUUGUACGUGGUUAUAUUCUGACCUACGGCAGAGGCAUUCCUGACGUUCUUCAAGUGAACCUGGAUGCUCAGCAGCGGAUCUAUACCAUCAAAGAUCUCCAACCUUCUUCUCAGUAUAUCAUUAAAGUAAAGGCUUUCAAUAAUAUGGGUGAAGGGCAACCGAUCUAUGCAAUUGAGAAAACCAGUGAGGAGUCAGCCACUGAAUUGGCAACACCCAUGAUGCCACCUGUUGGCCUGAAAACGAUUGUCUUGUCCUCACAGACAAUUGUUCUAACAUGGACUGAUUCAACUUUGAGUCGUGCCCAGCGUAUUACAGACAACCGCUACUAUACAGUGCGCUACGCUCCUGUUUAUAACAAUCGAAAGUUCAAAUACAUUAACUCAACUGACCUGAAUGCACACAUUGAUGACCUAAAACCAAACACUCAGUAUGAAUUUUCUGUGAAAGUGACCAAAAAUCUGAGGAAGAGUACUUGGAGUAUGAGUGUGGUAAACACAACUCAAGAAGCUGCUCCAGGAGGCGUACCUCGAGAUCUCACUCCCGCUACUGUGGACAGUAAUCCUUUGUCUGUUACACUCAGCUGGCAACCACCACAGAGACCUAAUGGUCAACUCACAGGCUAUUUAAUUUUCUACACAACGGACUCUCACCAAGAAGAUCGCGAUUGGGUUGUACACAACGUUGAUGGAGACAAGUUAUCAGCUACCAUAAAAGACCUAACACCAGACACUACGUAUUUCUUUAAGAUGCAAGCUCGCAACAAUAAGGGAUAUGGACCAAUGUCUCCUACUGUUGUCUACAGAACCUCAAAAGCUGAUGGAACAGGUGGAGGUUUGGUGCAAGUCCCUGACUUACUGCCCAACUCCCGUCAUUAUGAUGUGAAGUAUAACUCAGGCCGGAAAUACUUCUCUCCUGAUGACAAUAAUAGACAUGGGUUCAUUCAUCCGAGAGGUGGGAACAAGAAGGUUAACCAAGGUGGAAAGGAAGAAACCGUACCCACAAAUAUGAUGAUAAUUAUUAUCGCUUGUGUGGUGGGCGUCUCAUUUUGUAUAAUUGUUGUUGUGGUGGCAAUUGUCAUCUGUAAGAGGAGGGAAUACAGAAACAAACGCAGCUCUGGCAACUACAUGUCUCCUGCCAAGGGUAAAACAACCAAGGCACCGACGCCCAAAGAUGUGAAGCCGCCAGAUUUGUGGAUCCACCAUGACCACGUGGAAAUGAAGAAUUUAGACAAAUCUGAUACACGAGACCCCUCCGCCCCACCACCACCUGCUCAGAGGAAUCCAGAAUGCUCCAAAGGUGAAGAAAUGCCACCAGGCAUGGAUAUUGAAAAGCGUAGAAAUUCGUUUGUAGGAGAUUCCAGUUACCUGUCACCAGCCUCAGAUGAGAGAUAUCCGAGGAGUAUCAUCCGUCCAAAGCCCAUGAUGAUUCCUGUAGACCCUACGCAGCCAAUAUCUAGAGAGUUUCCCAAUGGCCAUCUACAAGGUGCAGAGAGUCCACAGUCUCAGGUCGCAGUGCGUCCCGUCUACCCCCGAACCCAGUACAACACACAAUAUUCUACUCCACCCAGGGUGCACGCUGGUGAUGUAACACAACCUAGCUCAAGUGGGUAUCAUUUUAUCCAACCCUUUCACUUUUUGUUUUGUUUUAUUUUCCUUUCUGACACUUGCACUUAA